Molecule: messenger RNA, 2130 nt
Organism: Neodiprion virginianus
Lineage: Eukaryota; Metazoa; Arthropoda; Insecta; Hymenoptera; Diprionidae
Exons: 11
Coding region: 74-2014 (646 amino acids)
Biological process (GO): L-ascorbic acid biosynthetic process
Molecular function (GO): gluconolactonase activity; calcium ion binding
Source: RefSeq, a predicted model, not a curated record
UUCAAUUGUGGUCACUUAUUUAAAUUGUAUAACACUGUAAGUGCAGUUUAAUUAUUUACAGCAAUUUCAUUAAAUGGCUCCAAACAUAAAAAUUGUGCACAAUGAGAAACUAGUUCUUGGUGAGGGUCCAUACUGGGAUCAUGUUGCUCAAGUGCUCUAUUAUGUUAAUGUAUUGGAAAGUACUAUUUUCAAAUAUGAACCAAGUACUGAGAAAUUCACCCAAGUUAUUGUAGAUAAGGAAAAAAAAUCGAGUGUGAGCUUCGUUAUACCUGUAGAAGGUAUCAAAGACAAAUUUGUCAUUGGGUAUGGAAACAAACUUGCCCUUUUGACUUGGAAUGGUAUCAGUACUUAUCCAACGAAUCUUGAAAUACUUAUCAGUUUGAAUGAAGCAACUGACACUGUAUUUAAUGAUGGCAAAGUUGAUGCCAGAGGUCGUUUGUGGACCGGGACAGUAUUCCCAGGUGUCAUCACUGGAUCCCAAGAACGACGCGGAGAGUUAUAUAGCAUGAAUUCACAAGAAAAGUGUGUCACAAGUCAUGCUACUGGUAUAGGAAUCAGCAACGGUCUUGCAUGGUCAACUGAUCACAAAAUAUUUUACUACAUCGAUAGUUUGAAUAAUACAGUUGAUGCAUUUGAUUAUAAUAUUAACAGUGGAGAACUAUCAAACCGUCGUAUAGCUUUUGACUUCGUGAAGAAUAAUUUGAAGGGGUUUCCUGACGGGAUGACUAUAGAUACAGAAAAUAAACUGUGGGUUGCUGCAUUCAAUGGAAGUGCUGUACAUCAAGUAGACCCUGAAACUGGUUCUCUUCUUCAAUCUGUAAAAUUCCCUACCUCACAGAUAACUUCUGCCACGUGGGGAGGACCAAACUUGGAUGAACUCUAUGUCACAAGUGCCAGUCACUCGGAAACAGGACAGAAUUUUUACGCAGGACGCUUGUUUAAAGUUACAGGACUCGGUACAUCUGGUCUCCCAGAUUUGAUUAACUUGACCUUCCAUGGAUCUCUCACUGAUAGCUUGUCUUAUAUAAAGAGCAGUUGCGAAGGAAAACUUUUAGUUUGCAAUUCUUCUGGAUCCGUUUCACUAAUAAUGGCACCCCAAAUUGAUAUUAUACAUGACGAGAAAUUAGUUCUCGGCGAAGGACCUCACUGGGAUCAGGAAGCACAAGUACUCUACUAUGUUGAUAUACCUGAAUCUACUGUCUUCAAGUACAAUCCGAGCACCAAUAAAGUCACCCGUGUGAUUGUGGAUAAACAAAAUAAGUCAGCAGUGAGCUUUGUCCUACCUGUGGCAGGUACCAAAGACAAAUUUUUGGUUGGACAUGGUAAAAAAAUAGCUCUUCUGACAUGGGAUGGUAUUACCACAGAUCCAACCAAUGUUGAAAUUCUUGUUGAAGUGGAUCCUGGGACUAUAAACGUAUUUAAUGAUGGCAAAGCUGACCCUUCAGGGCGUUUGUGGUCUGGAACUUGGGAACUAGCUACAUUUAAACCAGGUGGACCUGAAACGAGAAAGGGAACCUUUUAUUCUUUGAGCAGAGAUGGAAAAUCUACAAAACCUCAUUUCAGCGGUGUGGGAUGUAGUAAUGGUCUAGCAUGGUCUUCAGAUACCAAAACGUUUUAUUACGUAGAUAGUUUUAAUUGGACGGUCGAUGCAUUUGAUUAUAAUAUUGACAGCGAAGAGUUGACAAAUCGACGAACCAUCUUUGACUUGAAGAAAAAUAAUGUCAAGGGAAUGCCUGAUGGAAUGGCUAUAGAUAAGGAAGACAAAUUGUGGUUAGCCACGUGGGGUGGCUAUGCUGUUCAUCGAAUAGACCCUAAAACUGGUAAACAUCUUCAGUCUGUCCAGUUUCCUACAGAAAAGAUUACUUCGGUAGCGUGGGGUGGACCAAAUUUAGAUGAACUGUAUGUUACCAGUGCUAGCAUAUUCGAGUCGAAAGACGAUCGUUAUUCAGGUCGCUUAUUUAAGGUUUCAGGACUUGGUAUAUCUGGACUUCCAGGUGUACCAGUUAAAUUGUAAAUAUUGUAUAAUCCAUAAGCCUGAAAACCACCGAUCAAGUGUCCGUUUUUACGUACUAACGUACCAUAUUGUGUCAAACAAAAAAAGCAAAUCAAGAAUCUCUUGCACUUUGAAAA